Kluyveromyces lactis is the source of this 627-nucleotide messenger RNA. It is a transcript of the gene SNL1, whose product is annotated as Snl1p. NCBI's taxonomy places the organism in Eukaryota, Fungi, Ascomycota, Saccharomycetes, Saccharomycetales, Saccharomycetaceae. Gene Ontology annotation, molecular function: protein-folding chaperone binding. Bases 1 to 627 code for a protein of 208 amino acids. The record is from RefSeq and is a predicted model, not a curated record. The transcript has a single exon.
AUGAUGAAAAGUUUCACGAGAUCAAGCAACUUGACAAGACAAAGCUGCGAAGUCAGACAGGACUCUGUGGUAUCUCAUCAAUUGGUAGAUAGUUUCCCAGUGGCCAUGGAUAAAUUACAAGAAUACGCACAUGCGUGCUUGGUUGAUUUGAGAAGAAUACAUUCUCUGGAAGAUGCCUACCAAUCAAUGACAGUUAGAGUGUCCGGUAUAAUGAUAGUGACAGCAUUAGUGCUAUGGAUCUCUAGUGGUACGACCAAAAAACCUCGUGGGAAGAAGUCUAGAAAGUCUAAGAAGGGAAAACAUGCUGCUAAGAAGAGCCAAAAAGAGAUUGAGAAGGAGAAGUUGAAGAACAUGUCUGAAGAAGAAACCAUCAAAUACGUUCUCGAUAAAUUUACCAACGAAUACGAAGAAGGCUUGCAUAAGUUGUUGGAAAAUUACGAUUCUACGUCUGAAACCAUGCAGUACCAACGUAAUUUCUACAAUGAAAUGCUUUUACACCUUCUAUUGGAUUUAGAUGGUGUUCAUCUCGGUAACUUGGAAGGUGAAAAGAAGGAACAGGUGCGUUUGCAAAGAAAGGCUGCUAUUAAAAAGAUCCAAUUAGAAUUGAAGAAGUUGGAUAAGCUGUAA